AGGAUCAUGUUCUAAGAUUAAUCCUGCCUUGGUAGAAGAAAGGAAGACCCCUAGAAUGGACGCACUGAGAUAUAACCGGUAAUCUUAAUCCGAUACACACGAUCUGACUCAGCUCAAUAUGGCACCGGAGCAAAAGGCACCCUCCACAAAACACCCAUCUAACAAAGACCCCUCUAAAACUGAGCUCGCUGACUACUACUACUCUUGGGUCCACUCCCACCUCAUUUCCAAGCAGACCCCUGCUCUGGGGUUGUUUCCCAGGUCCAGAUCCAGCUAUAUAACUGAUAAUGUGUACUGUGCUGUGACUAUAUGGGCUCUUAGCAAGGUGUUCGGCAGACUGAAUGAUGGUACUGGGAGACAAAUAGAAUUGGAGCAGACCGCAAUCAAGACAAUGAGAGCCAUCCUGUUCUGCUUCAGCAAGCAGCUUGAUAAGCUCGAGAAGUUUAAGCACCAACAAGACCCUCAGUACUGUCUUCACACCAAGUUUGACCCGGACACUGGUGAUGAACUUGCUCAGGAUUACCACCACAUGCAGAUCCGGGCUGUCUCCCUCUACCUAUUUUACCUCUCCCAAAUGAUCCGCAGUGGCUUGGUCCUAAUCUACACUUUCCAAGAAAGCAACAUUAUCCAGAACCUCAUCUACUACAUCGAACGAGCGUAUAGAAUCAAAGAUUUCGGCAUGUGGGGCCAAGGAAGAAGAGACCGUCCUGAGGAACCAGAGCUAUCAGCCAGCAGUAUAGGCAUAACAAUAGCAGCCCUGAACCUCUGUGAUGGUCUGAACAUGUUCGGAGAAGGGUGCUCACACGAAACAGUUCUGUUUGUAGACCCGGACGCUGUGUUCAGGAAUGUGACAAUCCUUCAUAGCCUCCUACCCAGGGAGUCUAGGAGUAUUGACGUGGACUCAGCUCUCAUCAUGACCAAGGGGUUCCCGGCUUUUGUGGUGGAGGACCCUGAUCUGUGUGAGGUUAUUGAGAAGAAUGUUGAGAGUGAACUGCUGGGGACACGUGGCUAUAAGAGGUUCAUUGGGGACUUUUGUCGGAAGUCAGGUCCUGAGGAGUCUCUGAAUGAUAAUAGUGUCCCUGUUACAGAAAGUAUGGAGUUAGAGUGGCCCUUUAUUGUCCUUUUUCAAAUAAUGACGUGUAUAUUUGAGGGGAGGAUACAGGAUAUAAGCAAAUAUCGUGAUAUUCUAGAUCCAAUCUUGUACAAAACGGAGGGCUACCCCACUUUACCCCUGAACUAUUGUCACAAUGAAGAUGAGUCUCAGGAUGGGUUAAAUAAAAAUCCGAGCACUGUUUUCCAAGCUUUCCUUAUCCUAACAGAGUUGCUGGAGAAACAGCUUAUCCUCCCCCACGAGAUAGACUACCGGAGAAGAAAGAUCCACAACACAUGCAAUGUGGGACACCCCAUAAUCCAGAUCGCCCUGUUAUCAGAGUCCUUAGCAUUCCAGGCCCUGCUCUCCACCUACGGUAUAACCAGUCAGACCCCCAACCAAAUAGAAAGUGUUUAUGUGUGGCCCAGUAGUAAACUUGUAGACCUCCUAUAUUAUCAUGGCAGUGACGAGGUGUUAGGGCUGACUGGUCGUCCUAAACGUCCCUUAGGGUCCCUGUGUACGUCCCGGAUAUGGAAAAUAGGGGGUAAAACUGUCAUCUGUAUCCCACUGUUUCAGGAUAAGCAAGACUUUUACAUCUCCAAAGAUGAGACAUUCGUGGCGAAAGCCAUCAAGUCUCACUUAAAGUUCCUGAAGAAACAUUGGCGUGAGAGCGCUCGUCCGACUUUUUGCCUUCUCUUGACAUCUACCCUGUUCAAAAAGAACAGCAAACUCCUUUUCACUUUACUCAACAGCUUUAAGACUGGGAGCUUUAAGAAUGUACCCAUUAAAACGGGGAGACUCCAGGAACUUAUAACUGCAGCCUGUAAGAUGGAGAUAGUUAACGUGGCUCCUCACAUGGAUUUCCAUGCUAAUAGAAUACUUGCAAGUCCUGUUUUGCGGAGGAAAACUCUCUCUAUCAAGAGUUUGACUGGGUCUGACCUCGGAUAUGCUGAGGCAAAGUACAAUUCAGAUGAAGAAACAGAGAGUGUCAGAAAAUACUCCGAGAUAUUGGCCGAAUGCCAAACCAUGGACAGGGAUAGUCUUUCGAAUCGAGCAGUAACAAACCCCGUCACUGCAAAUAACAUUAUAGCUCUGAUCGAACUAUCCGCUAGAUAUGGUCGAGACUACAAAAUGGACAGAGAAACAAUUGUUGAAACAAUGGAACAUCACUACAAGAACUUGGAGGGAGACUGGCUAGCACUUCGUUGUUCUGGUGGCUUCCUCGGUAAAACCGUGGACAGUUUAGCUCCAUCAGUCUCUGCUGUGAUAGUCUCAGGGAGGUCCCUCUCUCUGGGGGUGCACGGUGAGCCAGAGAUCCUGGUGGAAGGACCUCUUCACCCCAGACUGCUCCACGGCAUUCUCCACAACCAAGUGGGCAAACAAAGUCUCCUCCACUCCACCCUCCAACAGGAGUGUCUGAUCUGUGUUGCUGACCUGUUAGUCGAUCAUCCGGAGCUGUUUAAAGGAAUCCUGAUAAUCAGGGUUGGUUCUCUGAUACACCUGUUACAGACGGUGAUGACUCCGGAGGAGGCACCUGUGGAGACACUGUCACCUGUGGAGACACUGUCACCUCUCGAGACACUGUCACCUCUCGAGACACUGUCACCUCAUAGGUUGGGUAAGAAAAUCAGGUACCUGCUAACAUACAGUAACAGUAUCUCCAGAAAUGGACCAUGGCAGGAACACCGGCUUAUUAAUGGGACUUUGGGACGAGUACCGGACAACUUCAGUUCACGUGUCUGGCUGAUUCUGCAGCACCAGAACAUUCGGUUUACUUGUGGUCAUUGUUAUCUUGUUUCAGGUGAUAUUCUUGGUACUAAGGUUUCGGAGCCUUUCUUUGCUAUGAAGAUUGAGCGGUUUUUGAACUGUUUUGAGGCUCAUUCCCGAAAUUUUGUUAUCGAGUUGUUUCAUGUUCUUGCAUCUACUUUGGUGAGAAAUCCUGAAGUGAAUCUUGUAGAGGAUUUCCAUGUCUUAGAUUUUAUUAAGAAGAGUGAAGUUGAGAUCGAUGAGUCCCUGGAAAUGGUAUCGAAGAAGUUUAUUAGUUGUUUAAUUAAGUUUGAAUUUGUUAAACUUGCUAACAUUGAAAACUGUAUUGUGUCAUGAAGGAGUGAAUAAUUUGAUUAAUUUUGUUACUUUAAAAAUUCAAUAAUAUAAGAGUUAGACUAUAUUUUUUCAUAUUUUCAAUUUUGAGUUUUAUAAUUUAAAUUUUCGUAACUAUAAUUAAUUAUUAAUUACAUUGAUGAUUUUAGAGCUCAUUUAACCGUAACUGACUGCGUGGUGCUUGACUUUUUGUUAAGAGGAAAUCAAUUUUAUACUGAGAAAUAAAUGAUCUUCUUUGAUCUUUAACUUAAAAAUGAAAUAAGUAUAUAACUUAAUUAUUUACUACACUUAUUGUGAGCGUUUUUAAUAAUAUGCUUAUUUUAAUCUGCGUUAAGAAUAAUUGAAAUUACUUUUUGGUGUGAUCACUGCUUAGUGCUUAAUAUAAGUUAUAUUAUAAGAGCAGUAAAUUUAUGUAAUAUAGGGUAAUGUGUAAUGUGAGUAUAAUGGCAGACAAUUUUCCUUGAUUUAUCACUUAAUU
This is a messenger RNA of Bolinopsis microptera, 3668 nucleotides long. RefSeq names its product phosphorylase b kinase regulatory subunit beta-like. Gene Ontology annotation, biological process: glycogen metabolic process. The record is from RefSeq and is a predicted model, not a curated record. Lineage: Eukaryota; Metazoa; Ctenophora; Tentaculata; Lobata; Bolinopsidae. The transcript is spliced from 4 exons. Gene Ontology annotation, molecular function: calmodulin binding. Gene Ontology annotation, cellular component: phosphorylase kinase complex. Bases 119 to 3193 code for a protein of 1024 amino acids.